AUGUAUGAUUUGAGCAUUGCAACGGAUGACAACCUGUUUGCAGGGAGUUGCUUCAGACCAGGUGUCCCUGGCGCAGAAAUCUUGGCAAAUUUUUUACCCAACUUUAAAUUGACACGACAGAUGGGAGGGCAGGUCGGGACUCCUCGUACUGAAAUGCGUCCCUGCCCAUCUGGAUUACUUGCUUCGACGCAACUGCAACAUUUUGCGAUGCAUUUCGGAUUCAAACUACACAAUGUGGCCCCACCCCCUUCUUUUCAGCGCCAUCUGCCUUACUCGCCCGCCGGAAGACGGUCCGUUCUUUGUACAUUUUUUUAUAGACGAGCCACACAGGACCACACGGUGAACUAUCCGGAAGGGUUUGGUGUUUACCGGGAAUGGUGUCUCAAGAAGCCUAGAAGUAGAGCUGAAAAUUCGGGAGAUACCAGGGCGUUACAAAUGGGGACUUCGUUAACGAGACAUACACAAACGUGCCACACUACCAGUCUUCCCCCUGAAAAGUACUAUUUAAAAGCACGAGGCAGCGCCGAGUUGGGGACCCCAGUAAUGACCAGAUAUUGA
Messenger RNA from Opisthorchis viverrini, 558 nucleotides. RefSeq lists its product as hypothetical. The record is from RefSeq and is a predicted model, not a curated record. Lineage: Eukaryota; Metazoa; Platyhelminthes; Trematoda; Opisthorchiida; Opisthorchiidae. Bases 1 to 558 code for a protein of 185 amino acids. The transcript has 5 exons.